Molecule: messenger RNA, 4019 nt
Organism: Xyrauchen texanus (razorback sucker)
Lineage: Eukaryota; Metazoa; Chordata; Actinopteri; Cypriniformes; Catostomidae
Product: sine oculis-binding protein homolog B-like
Exons: 7
Coding region: 183-2432 (749 amino acids)
Biological process (GO): animal organ development
Cellular component (GO): nucleus
Source: RefSeq, a predicted model, not a curated record
ACCGGUGGGAGGAGAAGGGUGUUGAGUUUCUCCUCCUCCCCUAAUCUCCGCUGCGCUCCUCGCGUUUCUCCUGUAAGAUCAUCAUUGUUCCAGCGGCACGUCGCUCGUUCAGGAUGCACGUCAGAUUCCCGUGACAGCCGCGACCGACAGCGUCCGUUCCGCGCGCGCGCUUCACCCGAAUCAUGCCCGAGAUGGAAAAGGGGCGACCGCCGGACAACAAGCGCAGCAGGAAACCUGCUCACCCGGUCAAGAGAGACGUGAAUGAGGACAUGAAGCACUUUGCUGAAAACACAAUGAACGAGCUGUUGGGCUGGUACGGGUACGACAAAGUGGACCUGCAGGAGUCCGACGAUAUACAGAACCGUCCCAAACGCAAUCAUAUAUCUGUACUUAAAGAGAAUUCAGUGCCAAAGCCGCUUGCAGUCGAGAGGAAGGUGGCAUCGUCCUCCUCAGAGCCCGUCAGGAACGGCGAGAGAGAGUCAGUGGUCAUCCCGCUCUCACCUUCAUCAUCCUCAUACUCUUCUUCAGCAUCACCACGAGUGAAGGAGCAACACAACAUGAACGUCAUCGUACCGCUCAUCAAACCUUCCGCUGUGGAGGACGUCCAGAACGAUGAGAUCGUGUGUGUUUGGUGUCAGAAGGAGGGAAUGAAGCGUUAUUCUCUGCUCAUGGGUUCAGAGCUCAAGAGCUUCUGCAGUGAAAAGUGUUUCGCUGCAUGUCGGCGUGCAUACUUCAAACGAAAUAAGGCUCGAGAUGAAGAUCGCCAUGGCGACCAGUCUCCACCUCCUGGCCAAACCCUGGAUACAUCCUCAAGACUUUUGCUGAAGAUGAACAACAACACACGUGUGUGUGACUGGUGUAAACAUGUCCGCCACACUAAAGAGUAUCUGGACUUCGGUUCGGGCGAGGAGCAGCUCCAGUUCUGUAGCACCAAGUGUCUAAACCAGUACAAGAUGGACGUGUUCUACCGGGAAGCUCGUGCGACCCUCACCGGCUCCAGUUCCAGUUCCAGCACUACCCACAAAGAUGAGGAGAACCAUCAGAAAGCGGCUGUGGAAGAGAGCCAGAAACUUCUCACUCCGGAGUCCUGGGACAGCUCGCCAGCCAAAACCCUCUCGCCCAAAACCACAACACCCGCUUCCACGUCCGUGUCGGUGCUCCAGACAGUGUCAUCUUCAUCGUCAUCAUCUUCCUCGCUGAAAACACCCAUCACAGUGCUCCAAUCGAGGGAUCGAUCAUAUCCAGCCCAAAUUCAGAUGGGUGGCCCAUCUCACGUGACUUUGGAUCAGCCACGGCCACCCCAGAUCGCCCUCCCGUUCGUCCGUCUGCCCCUCCACGCCCCGGGUCUCCGCAGCCCGCUUUCGUAUCCUCCCCGUAACCCUCUGCGCCCCGCCAGCCCCAUCCAGCGACCUCCACACCCGCCUACAUUUGCCCCCCUAAACCCGCACCCGUACCCGCAUCAGCCCUUCCCCGCCCCAUACAUGCCCUUUCACCCUGCGUACCCUCCCCAAUUACCCCCACCAUGGCCGCAGCCCAUGUUGUUAGUGCCCUACCCAGUUAUCAUACCCUUCCCAGUGCCAAUUCCCAUUCCCAUCCCUAUAUCUUCACUUUCGGGUCAUAAAGGGGUGAUCCGAAGCCUUCAGAAGCAAGAUGAGCACGACCUGGGCAACCACCCCCCCGAUCCGGGCCAUUCCAGCUGCAGCGAGCCCAACGGAGAGUGUUUAUACAGAGUUAAAACAGAACGGACGCCCUCUCCUGACACACCCUCUUUUCCGUCCACAUCUCUUGGGUCAUCGGAGCGGCGAGUCAUUCAAUGUCUCCACAAACACCCCGUUAAAGAGGAAAGCCACAACACGCCCGAAUUGCCAAUUGAAAGGCACCCCACCCACAUCUCGCACGUUUUACGCAAAGCACUUAAGCACUAUGGCAACAUGACGUCUGUUGUGAUGCCGACGCCCACAUUGGACAAUAAAACCGUCACUCCAGCCUCUCUUUAUUCAUUGGCCCGUUCGACCGCCAUGCAGGUCGCCUCCGUAUCAUUGGACAGUCCGCACCCGAAGGCAGACUCCGCCCAUAUCCCGUCUCCUCUGUCUGAUUGCGUGGAUGUGAACGAAAACAGCUAUAUGGGUGGGCGGGAAAAUGGCUCGACCAGUCCCUGGGCAGCAGAGCAAACAGACUGCCGAAGCGACCAAUCAAAAGAGAGCAGUUUGACUGAGGAGGCCCCUCAGGAUGAAGAGCACACGUAUGCACGAUCUGUGCCGCCAAAACUGCACGAGAAAAACUUGCACACGAAUGUGCCGACGGCCACAGAAACGCACACAUGGGAGAAAAACUCAAGCACAGUUCUGCAGGACUCGGAGCUGAGCGACAAAGACGAUCCGGAACCUCUCGUCAAGAGACGAUGCUUGAGAAUCAGAGACCAGAACAAGUGAGAGCGGUGUGAGCUCAGUGGUGGCAUAACAGAGAACAUGUUUUGGGAAGUUUGAUGUGGUGUAUGGACAUACAGGGGCACAUUCAUCUCUAAAAACGUCCUCCGGUGACCCUCAGUGCCAACAAACCCACAGCAGGGGGCAGCAGGACUCGAUCUCCAGAGGAUCAUGAGACAUCAGACAGAGAUCAGUGAUCCAGUUACACUUUAACAGUGUGUGUGUGCUUCUGCUGAGCUCUUACAAAGCCAGUCAUUGUUCCCCAAAGCAACCCAUCCUCACCGCCUGUGUGUGUGUGUGUGUGUGUGUGUGUGUGUGUGUGUGUGUGUGUUCAGCUGUGGUGUAGGGUUACCUGACACACUGACGUUUUUUGGACAUGAUCUAAAGAGUGCCAAGAGUACACACACACAAAUGUUAUUCAGCUCUAUCAGCUCCUCCAAGAACAUUUAGUAAAAGUGUUUUAUGACUGUACAUGUAGGAUUUUUAUUGUUGAAAUAUCAGAAACGGCUCAUGAACUUUUUUAACCCCUGGUGGAUAAUUUGGUGCCUGUUAUGAGACAGACUGUUCAAACAUCCGCCAUAUUUGAUGAAUAUACUGACUGUUGUAACACAUUGCCAACAGAUAUUGUGGUAUUCUACUAUUCUAAGUGAACCAAGAAAAAAAGAGUAAUAUGUCAUCUUUUUAAUAAACUUGGGAUUGCAUUAAUUCAAUUAAUAAUUUAUGAAUAAUGUUCUAUGGAUGCAAAGUGUGCCAUGGUAUUGCCAUAGUAGAUGUUUAAAAAAACAACAACAUGUAAUUGCCAUCAGCACUCACUGACUUGCUAGAGACACUUUGAUAAACAAUUUUGUGAUAAUAAACACAUACAAUUGUUUAUCAAAGUGUCUCUAGCAAGUCAGUCCACUAUCGGAACAAUCUCGAGAGGCUAUUUCCAGUCAUGCCUGUGCAGCUCCUAUCUACUUGAGUGGAGACCGAAAUCACAAUAACCGUUGGUCAAGAUUACGACCAAAAACAUAUUACAAAUCAGCAGUAAAUUCUGACAAAACUGGAAUCAUAAACUGUGUUUCUUUACCUCAGAUAACGCUAAAAAAAUAAAUAUAUAUAUACAUUUUCCCGGCUUGUAUAGCUAUUGCGCAUGCGCAUUUUUGAUUUGAUUGACAGGUUAUGUCUGUAUCUAAAAGACGAUUGGCUCUUUUACCAGGAAGGCGGGACUUUCUUUCUGCAUCCGUUAACCACUGAUUUCAAAUAUUUUCACGAUAUCUCAGUAUUGUUGCCAAUUGAUAUAUCUAGCAAUGCAUUUUGCAGAAUGCCAAACAAAUUGACAAUAUUGUAACAAUCUUCAUACUGUUCGUUUCUGUCCGAAGAUGUUUGAAGCUAAUUUCACUGUAAAAUACAGGCUAUUAUUCUCAAUGCCCAUCAGGUAUUUCUGCUCUUGGUUCUUUAGCUGUACAUUAAUUUAAAUGUGAUUGCUUUAGCAUCAGCAUGUGGUACAACCACUGAAAAUGACCUGUCUCCGAGUUCACAUGAUCAGUGAGUGCUUAUGUGAUUUUUUUGUAACAGAGAAUUACGCCAAUAACUAUUUGUUGAUAAUAAUAA